Penicillium concentricum is the source of this 378-nucleotide messenger RNA. RefSeq lists its product as uncharacterized. The transcript has a single exon. The record is from RefSeq and is a predicted model, not a curated record. Bases 1 to 378 code for a protein of 125 amino acids. NCBI's taxonomy places the organism in Eukaryota, Fungi, Ascomycota, Eurotiomycetes, Eurotiales, Aspergillaceae.
AUGUCUACCUACAUCAUGUCCAGCGCCAUGUCCAGCGCCAUGUCCAACAAGUUCUCGAAUACCGAGACCAACAGCGAAGGACAGACUUCAACUCUUUUACAUGGCUUGGACUUGACCCAGCUUAACAAUUCCUCUUAUGCCGAUGCCAUGAGCAGCGCGAUGAUAUCUCGUGCACGGUCAACUCUGGCUCCGGAUGCCAUCUCCAGGCUCACGCUCACGCCCGACUACCUGUCUACCGGCGCCCCAAGACUGGUGCCAGUAUGGAGGAGGUGCUGCCAGUGCACCAAUUUGGCCAAUCCAAUUCUGGCGCCGGAGAAGUGCUCUAUUUGCUCUCAUUCCGAGUGUCCCUCUUGCACCACAGAGAAUGUUCCCGCAUAG